Messenger RNA from Cryptococcus wingfieldii CBS 7118, 1338 nucleotides. RefSeq names its product protein BFR2. The record is from RefSeq and is a predicted model, not a curated record. The transcript is spliced from 5 exons. Gene Ontology annotation, biological process: maturation of SSU-rRNA from tricistronic rRNA transcript (SSU-rRNA, 5.8S rRNA, LSU-rRNA). Gene Ontology annotation, cellular component: nucleolus; nucleus. Lineage: Eukaryota; Fungi; Basidiomycota; Tremellomycetes; Tremellales; Cryptococcaceae. Bases 1 to 1338 code for a protein of 445 amino acids.
AUGUCUGGCCUCUCGCUAGCCCAGCAACUCAAGCAGCUCCAGGCAGGAAACACUUCCGUCCCCGACCCCGAGUCUGCCUACUCCAACCUCGACACCAACAAGGCUGAGCGCGAAGGAGAUGAAGGCCGAGAACACUACCUCGACGUUGGUCCUUCGCGAAUGAGAAUGGAGCUCGGUGGGGAGGGGGGUGGGACGUUGACCGGACCCAAAUACGAGGGUGUGAAGGCUGGGCGGCAAAAGAUCUUUGACGAUGAUGACGAGGAAAGUGAGCCCGAAGGAGAGGAGAAGAGUGAGGAGGACGAGGAAGUAGAUGACCUAGAUGAGGACGCGGAGGAAGAGGGAAGCGAGGAAGAGUCUGAAGAGGACGAGGACGAGGAGGAAGAAGAGGACGAGGAAGAAGAGGAAGAAGAGCCGCGGCCCAAAGCCAAAUCUUCCAAGCUUGACCCCAUGGCCGCUCUCAAGGAAUCGCGAUCGAAGGACGCUCUCUUUGAAUCACUCAUUACACUUCGAAUCACUUUCCAAAAGGCUCUUACCGCUUCCCAAUCCGUACCCGUUCCUCUUCCUACCGACCCGGAGGAUGAACUCUCGAACAAGAAAGCAACUAUACUGCGUAGCCUUGGCGAUCUCAAUGAGAGAUUGUUCAUGCUGAGGACGAACAUGAAGCUGGUGGUAGGCGAGGAUGAAGAGGAAGAAGGAGCCAAGCUCGGUAAGCGAAAGAGGAGUGCCGGUGAUGAGCAGGACGAGCAAUAUUGGCUGGACUCUGCUAGACAGUCGCUUGCUCUUGUUGACGACUCCCACCUGGACCUCAUACCUGUCCUUAACAAAUGGUCCGGCAAGAUCCAGGCCGCGUCUCUUCAGCUUGGCUCCAAGCAAGCCGGAGGAAGCAAGUUCUUACAACAGAUGAAGACUGGCGCGGGUGGCGUAAUCGAUGCUAUCGAGACGGGAAUCGACAAUAAGCGAGACUCUGAGAAGUCUCUUGUAGAGAACGAGGAGACUGGCUACAGGGCUCUGUUGCGCGAAGUCAUCGAGUCAAGAACAGGUUCAGGCCCCGCCGCUGACCUCACACACUUGAGGCGAGAGAAGAAGAAGAAGAGGGAAGCCGAACGAGGUGGUAGUAAGGGCCGAAAGCUCAGAUAUACUGUUCACGACAAGGUGCAAAAUUUCGUCGUCCCCAUUCCCCUAUCUCAAGGCUGGCACGAGGAACAGGUCGACGAACUUUUCUCCAGUUUGUUCGGUGGUGUGGGUAUGAGGGGCGCCGUUGCGGAGACUGCUGUUGGUCCAGAUGUUGGCGCUGCCGAUGAAGGGCUUGCAGAGCUCGGGGGUCUGAGGGUAUUCUGA